AUGACUCCUCUGGUGAUGUGGCUUCUAUGUUACCCCUUAUUUGUUGCCACUCCUGUUAACUUGAGCCCUGACCCAGCCUGUUCCCUGCUGGGCAACUUUGAGCCCAAUUUCCACGCUGAUGGAGACUUCAUCAUUGGAGGACUUUUCCCCAUGCAUUACAGAGUUGAGCCACCAGACCAGAACUUCACUUACAAACCAGCUGCUCCACGAUGUCAGGGAUUUGACCCCAGAUCUUUCCGCUGGGCACAGACCAUGAGGCUGGCUGUUGAGGAGAUCAACCAGAGUCAGGACCUGCUGCCUAAUGUCACUCUGGGAUACAAGAUAUACGACUCAUGUGCAACCCACGUGGCAGCACAGCGGGCAGUGCUGGCUGUUCUAAAUGGACCAAGUGAAUUUCAUGCUGCUCUUUGUUUUGGUGCAUCUCCUCUCCUGGCUGUGGUUGGAGAUUCUGGGUCAUCUCAGUCCAUCGUUGUCUCGAGAACUCUACAGCCUUUCAGUAUCCCAAUGAUAAGUUAUUUUUCAACCUGUUCCUGUUUCAGUAACCGAAGAGAAUUCCCAACAUUUUUUAGAGUUGUUCCUAGUGAUGACUAUCAGGUUAAAGCCAUUGCUCAUCUUCUGCAAAAAUUUGGCUGGAUGUGGGUUGGGUUGGUCACUGAAGAUGAUGACUAUGCAAGAUUUGCUGUGCAGGGACUAUUGAAGGAAUUUAAAAACACAGGUGUGUGCUUAGCAUACCAUGAAAUAAUACCUAAAGUGUACAAUCAAAAAAGAGUACUUGAAAUCCUUGAUGUAAUGAAUCGCUCCACUGCAAGAGUGGUUAUCAGCUUUGCUGGUGAAGGGGAGCUCUAUCCCUUCUUUCAAGAAUACAUGGAUCAGAAUAUCACAGGGAUCCAGUGGAUUGCCAGUGAAGCCUGGGUAACAGCCUCACUAUUCACAGGCAGUGAGUUCUACCCAUUUCUAGGUGGCACCAUUGGGUUUGCCAUUCGGCAGGGAAAGGUUGCAGGUCUCAGAGACUACCUGAUGAGUGUGGACCCAUUGAGAUACCCCAGUAACCCCCUGGUACACGAGCUGUGGGGUGCCUUGUAUGGUUGCUCUCUCUACCCCUCCAGCAGCAGGACCCAGGCCUCCUCCCAGCUGCCCCCCUGUUCAGGGCUGGAGCCCCUGAAGGAGCACCAAUCUGCCUACCUGAACACCUCCAGCCCUCGUGUUUCCUACAAUGUGUACAAAGCUGUGUACGCCAUUGCUCACUCCCUGCACAACCUCAUCAGCUGUAAGCCUGGGAAAGGGCCCUUCCAUAACUCCUCAUGUGCUGAUGCCACAAACAUUCACCCAUGGCACGUAAGACAAUAUCUUCAAGAGGUUUCUUUCACCAUUUCUGGAGAAGAAGUUGCCUUUGAUGUUAAGGGGGAUUCAAUUCCAUCAUAUGAUCUGAUCAAUUGGCAAAGAGGCACAGCUGGGAAGAUUGAGUUUAAGACCAUUGGUCGGUAUGAUGGAGCACAGAAUGCUGGGAAGGAGCUCUUCAUCCAGGAUGCAAUCGUAUGGACAGGCCAUCAGACCGAGGUGUUGGUGUCUGUGUGCAGUGAGAGCUGUACUCCAGGAAGCCGGAAGGCUGUCCGUCGUGGGGAGCCUCUGUGCUGCUUUGACUGUGUACCAUGUGACGAUGGCAAGAUCAGUAAUAAGACAGAUUCAAUAGAUUGCACAUCUUGUCCUGAAGAUUACUGGUCUAAUGCAGCCAGAACUGAAUGCAUACCCAAAGCGAUUGAGUACCUUUCCCAUGAUGCAAUGGGACUGACCCUGACUGUGAUAGCUGUAGUGGGAGCCUGCCUCACCGUUGCUGUUUUGGCAGUAUUCCUCUACCACAGGAACACUCCAAUUGUCAAAGUCAACAACUCAGAGCUGAGCUUCUUCAUCCUGCUCUCUCUGACUCUGUGUUUCCUGUGUGCGCUGGUGUUCAUUGGAGAGCCUACAUCAUGGUCCUGCAUGCUGCGCCAUACUGCCUUCAGCAUCACUUUCUCACUCUGCAUCUCCUGUAUCCUGGGGAAGACUCUGGUGGUGCUGGCUGCCUUUACAGCCACCAGGCCUGGAAACAACCUCAUGAAAUGGCUGGGACCCAAACAGCAGAGAUUCAUCAUCUCUGCCUGCACCUUUAUACAAGUGAUAAUCUGUGCAGUAUGGCUGAUCACUGCUCCCCCUUUCCCAAACAAAAACAGUCAGUACCACCGGUCCAGAAUAAUCUUGGAGUGUAGUGUGGGUUCUGAACAGGCCUUCUGGUGUGUUCUGGGAUACAUUGGUCUCCUGGCUUCACUGUGUUUUAUUCUGGCCUUUCUGGCCAGGAAGUUGCCAGGCAAUUUUAAUGAGGCCAAAUACAUCACCUUCAGCAUGCUGAUCUUCUGUGCAGUGUGGCUCGCCUUUGUACCAGCUUAUGUCACCUCACCUGGAAAGUUCACUGUAGCUGUGGAGAUAUUUGCAAUUCUAGCAUCUAGUUUUGGCCUACUGCUUUGCUUAUUUGCUCCAAAAUGCUACAUCAUUUUACUGAAGCCACAGAAAAAUACCAAACAACAUCUGAUGAGGAAAGUUGUUACCAAAUAGAACAAUGAUGUUUUAUGUAAUAAAUAAACCUGUAUUCCAUAUUUGGAUUUAGUGACACACAUUGAGAUAUUGCUGUGGAAUUGUUUCCUACUGAGCACUAUAAUUUUGAACACAUAAACAAGGUUCCUUGAUGAUUCCUGUCAGCAUUUACAGUGCUGUUGAAGGAGCUCAAAAGCUGUA
Anguilla rostrata (American eel) is the source of this 2766-nucleotide messenger RNA. RefSeq names its product extracellular calcium-sensing receptor-like. Gene Ontology annotation, molecular function: G protein-coupled receptor activity. Gene Ontology annotation, cellular component: plasma membrane. Gene Ontology annotation, biological process: G protein-coupled receptor signaling pathway. The coding region runs from base 1 to 2586 and encodes 861 amino acids. Lineage: Eukaryota; Metazoa; Chordata; Actinopteri; Anguilliformes; Anguillidae. The record is from RefSeq and is a predicted model, not a curated record. The transcript is spliced from 6 exons.